Molecule: messenger RNA, 501 nt
Organism: Entrophospora candida
Lineage: Eukaryota; Fungi; Glomeromycota; Glomeromycetes; Entrophosporales; Entrophosporaceae
Source: the annotation of a GenBank genome assembly
AUGUCAUAUUCAACUAAUUCAAUAUCAACAACAACAACAAUUUCAUCGUACGGCUCAUCCCAACAAUCUUCGCGUAAUUUAGGAAAUUUUACACCUUUAUGGAGGAACUAUUUAAGUGAUGAAAAUAAAGAAGAGUCAGAAGAAAUAAAAACGUUGAAUUUAGGUGAUUUCGGUAGUUUAUGGAGUUACUUAAGCAUUGAAAAAGAAAAAUGGAGUAGUCCCUCUCUUCCUUCUAAAAAAAAAUUUGCUCAGGACUAUUCAAAAAUUGAAGUUGAUGUUAAAACUAAUCAACUAUUAACCAACCAUGAUGCACUCCAGCAACCAUUACCACUACUUAACAACUCUUCUUCGUCUGAAUAUUCUACUGAAGAAGAAAUUACUAAAAAUAAAAAUAAUGAAUUUGGAGAACAUAAAAUAAUAUUGCUACCACAAAUUAAUCAUCGUCCACAACAACAACAAUCUAUAAAGUCUUCAAAUAACGAGAAGGCAAAAAUUAAUUAG